GUGUUGUCUUCUUGUCUCGAUUCAUAAGACCAAGACCAAACCUAACAUUUCUUACUUAAAUUUCUUAAUUUAAAUACAGUUUUGGUGAAUUUUCAUUUAAAUUUGUAUAUACGUAACUUCUUUAUUGUGUAAAACUAACCUUCUAGAGUUUAAACUUGACUUAUUCAAGGAAGAAGUUGGAGCGGUGAUAUUCAAAUUUAGAGAAACCAAGAAGAGCAGGCAUGGAGUGUAUUAUAGGAAUAGCUUUUAAGGACUAUGUCUUAUUAGCUGCAGACAUGUCAACAGUUCAUAGCAUUGUUGUUAUGAAAGAAGAUGAAAUCAAACUUCAUAAGCUGUCAGAACAUCUAGUGAUGGCGGCUGUGGGUGAGUCUGGGGACAAAACCCAGUUUGCAGAGUACAUUGCCAAGAACAUCCAAUUGUACAAAAUGAGAAACGGGUACGGGCUCGAUCCUGCUGCAGCAGCCCAUUACACUAGGAAAGCUCUGGCAGAAUACCUCCGCAGUAGGACACCGUAUGCUGUGAACAUGCUCCUCGGAGGUUAUGACAAAGAAGCAGGAGCUUCCCUGCAUUUUGUCGACUACUUAGCUUCCCUUGUCAAGGUCAAGUACUACGCCUUUGGCUACGGAGGAUAUGUGUCUCUCAGUGUCAUUGACAGAUACUACAAAGAUGGAGACUUAACUCCCGAAGAAGGAUACGACCUUAUGAAGAAAUGUGUAAUCGAGAUCCAGAAGCGUUUGGUCAUCAACUUACCUAACUUUAAGGUCCAGCUGAUCAACAAAGAUGGAAUCAUGGACUUGCCCAACAUAACCGCCAAGACACUUGCUCUGGAAGCAUCGAAUGCUGCUUAAAGAGGUUUCUAUUACUGUAUUUAUGUUUUGAUAAUUUCAAUGAAAUAUUAAUUAAUAAA
Messenger RNA from Macrosteles quadrilineatus (aster leafhopper), 907 nucleotides. Its product is annotated as proteasome subunit beta type-2-like. Bases 222 to 848 code for a protein of 208 amino acids. The transcript has 4 exons. Lineage: Eukaryota; Metazoa; Arthropoda; Insecta; Hemiptera; Cicadellidae. Gene Ontology annotation, cellular component: proteasome core complex, beta-subunit complex; proteasome core complex; cytosol. Gene Ontology annotation, biological process: proteasomal protein catabolic process. The record is from RefSeq and is a predicted model, not a curated record. Gene Ontology annotation, molecular function: peptidase activity.